CAUUGUGGUACAAGCAAGAGUGAAACAUUGAGUAUGUAUAUCGUCGUCGUGAUCAACACAUACUUGGAAUGAGUCAAUUAAUAUAUUUAUCAACUUCAUUACCAAAUGUUUUAAUUGUUAACAUUUGAUCGAAAAGUAAUUUCGAAAAAAUUUAUCAUCAAAAUAAUUGGCGUCUUGCUAAUAAAAAAUUUAUUGCAUAAUGGCAAUUAGACCAGAAAUCGUCGAUCGCGUAAUUGAAAUUAGAGUCGAUCGUCUGGACAAAAAUUUGGAAGAUCUCUUGAAAGAUUAUGAAAAAGCUAGCUCCACGGAAGUUGCAUCGGAGAGUGUAUUUUCAUGCCUCGAAAAGAUUUCUAUAGCCAGGCUCGAAACAAGUUUCAUGAAAUCGAUCUUGAAGUAUAUCAAACACAUUCAAAAUGGCAUGGAUGCACUUAAAUCUAAACUUCAAGAUAUGUAUUAUAAAAAUAGCCAACUAAAGAUGAAACUUUAUCAUUAUUCGAUGAAAUCGAAAACUCUGCAACAGACCGUGACAGAUUUGAAGAAAGAAAAUGAAGUUUUGCAGAAGUUGGUCCUAUCUAUCCAUCAGGAAAAAAAGAAAAAUAUUCGCGAAAAUGAUACUACUUAUCUAUCUCAUAGCAAUAACAAAGUUAUUCAGAAUGAUUACCCAGAAGAUGAAUUUUGGGGAAAAGAUGAAGCUGAUGGAAUAAUAAAUCAAUUGGCAAAAAAUGUUAAUAUUUUUAGAAAUUUAACUAGUAUACAAGAUGAAGUUUAAAAUAACUCGCACUGAGUACCUGUUAACAAUGGAUUUAUAAAAUUACCAUUACCCUGUUAUUUCUUAAUUGGAUUUCAGUUGACUCGUAAGGUAUCACUUAUAUGAAUGAUAUUUAACAAAAUCCAUUUCAAUUUUCUUCCACUGGAAGUUUAAAAACACCAACAUCGAAUACAUUAAUGUAAUGUACAUUGUUAAAUUGUAAUAUGAGUUAAAUUCGCUUACAAAGUAAUAAUUUAAAGCUAAUGACUGUUUUCUAGAAAUUAUACGAAAACGUUAUUUAGCAAUUCAGGUAAAUAGUAAUCGUUAUUCAUUGAGCAUCAAUUGAUUAAUAGAUUAUGAAUUCUUUGUAAAAUAAAAAAUGAUAAAUUUCGGAAA
This is a messenger RNA of Trichogramma pretiosum, 1144 nucleotides long. RefSeq lists its product as uncharacterized. NCBI's taxonomy places the organism in Eukaryota, Metazoa, Arthropoda, Insecta, Hymenoptera, Trichogrammatidae. The transcript has 4 exons. The record is from RefSeq and is a predicted model, not a curated record. The coding region runs from base 200 to 769 and encodes 189 amino acids.